GUCGCAUCGGCGUCCUGGGACAAGACGGUGCGGCUGUGGAACGCAGUAAUGCACGAUGGGCGGGUCACCGCAGUGGCCUUCGCGCCGGACGGGCAGGUCGUCGCAUCGGCGUCUGAUGACAAGACGGUGCGGCUAUGGAAUGCGAUGACGGGCGCGGCGAUACAGCUCUUCAAGACUUCGAGAAUCACUACACGGCUUUCAUUAAGCGCAGACGGGACAUGCUUGCGUUCGGAUUAUACAACUUUCAAGCUUGCGGAGGGUGUUCUAAGCCUGGCACAAGACGUAGUUACCGAGACGGCAUCGUGAGCAGUGGACCAAGCAUCGAUCUGAAGGGCUCCUCUGGCUCCCGCACGGUUAUCGAGGGAUCACUUCAGCUCUGCGAGACCGAACGCUUGUAGUAGGACAAGCGUCAGGCGCAGUGUCAUUCUUCAAACUCAGAUAGAUGAUGCACUAUAGUCGUGAUAACAUUGUCUGCGGCAGCUGUCGGUAGUAAGAGACAGGCAACAUGUGGGCAUAUGUAAAACGAAACGGA
Molecule: messenger RNA, 532 nt
Organism: Dissoconium aciculare CBS 342.82
Lineage: Eukaryota; Fungi; Ascomycota; Dothideomycetes; Mycosphaerellales; Dissoconiaceae
Exons: 1
Coding region: 49-306 (85 amino acids)
Molecular function (GO): protein binding
Source: RefSeq, a predicted model, not a curated record